GGCGAGGAGCUGGGAGCCCGCCCGCGCGCGCAAGGAGGCGAGGGCGCGUGGCCCCGACUGCCCUUGACUCGCCCCAUUCCUUCUGCAGGGGCCAGGCGUGGACGCCACCGGAUCGCUGAGUCUUGCGGGACGGUGAAGCGCUGGCCGGCGUCAGGGACCUUGCCAGGGGUCGGGGGGAGCCGGCGCAGGGGAGCGAGAUGGAGGCGGCGAGAGCGGGCGCGGAGUAGCCGGCAGACCCCCGGGCGCGUACCUCCCCCGGCGCCCUGGCGCUCCGCGGGCGCGCGGCGGGCGGAACCCCCGGGGCUGCCAUGGAGGAGUCUAAUGUCAAGGACUUCCAGUGGAAGCGCCUGGCGCCACUGCCCAGCCGCCGGGUCUACUGCUCCCUGCUGGAGACCGGGGGACAGGUCUAUGCCAUCGGGGGAUGUGACGACAACGGCGUCCCCAUGGACUGCUUUGAGGUCUACUCCCCCGAGGCCGACCAGUGGACCGCCCUGCCCCCACUGCCCACAGCCCGGGCCGGAAUGGCCGUCACCGCCCUGGGGAAGCGGAUCAUGGUGAUUGGGGGCGUGGGCACCAAUCAGCUGCCCCUGAAGGUCGUGGAAAUGUACAGCAUCGAUGAGGGCAAGUGGAAGAAGAGGAGUUUGCUGCGUGAGGCUGCCAUGGGCAUUUCUGUCACGGCCAAAGAUUACCGAGUGUACGCAGCAGGCGGGAUGGGCCUGGACCUCCAUCCACACAACCACCUUCAACACUAUGACAUGCUGAAGGACAUGUGGGUGUCGCUAGCACCCAUGCCCACCCCGAGAUAUGCUGCCACCUCCUUCCUCCGAGGUUCCAAGAUCUAUGUGCUGGGGGGACGACAAUCCAAGUAUGCGGUCAAUGCCUUCGAAGUCUUUGACAUCGAAACUCGCUCCUGGACCAAGUUCCCCACCAUUCCCUGUAAGCGGGCUUUCUCCAGCUUUGUGACCCUGGAUGACCGCUUGUACAGCCUGGGGGGCCUGCGGCAGGGUCGGCUCUACCGGCAGCCCAAGUUCCUCCGGACAAUGGACGUGUUUGACAUGGACCAGGGGGGAUGGCUGAAGAUGGAACGCUCCUUCUUCCUCAAGAAGCGACGGGCAGACUUUGUGGCCGGCUCUCUGAGUGGACGGGUCGUAGUGGCUGGAGGACUUGGGAACCAGCCCACUGUCCUGGAGACGGCAGAGGCGUUCCACCCGGGGAAGAACAAGUGGGAGAUCCUCCCCACCAUGCCCACGCCCCGCUGUGCCUGCUCCAGCAUUGUCAUCAAGAACUGCCUCCUGGCCGUGGGGGGCGUCAACCAGGGUCUGAGCGACGCGGUGGAAGCCCUGUGUGUCUCUGACUCCUAGCUGUCCCUAGGUCCAGCGCCUUUGUCCUGGACCAGAUCGCCCCACUCUUGACAAGAGGAAUGGUCUCACAAAGCAGUUUGGGCUACUUCCCAGGAUGCCAGCUCCUGGGGUCAGGUCCUGGGGCUCUAAGUGACCUCCCUCCACCUCCAAAUCCUACCAAUCACAGGAAACCGUGAGAAGUCCUGAUGACCCCACCAGCCCCAGUUGGAGUUCAGCUGACCUUGGGAGAGUCCUCACUGCUCAGGCAGAGAAAGGCACAGGAGUAUCUGCUCCCUCCCCUCCUGUGAGUGCCCUCUCUCCCCAUCUCCAGGGGAGGAGGUAGGUAGGGCGGUUCUGACCCCGAGGAUGAGCUGCUGUGGCUUUCCUUUCCCCAGCUCUGAGCUAGUUUAAAGGUCUCUGGGGAGCGAAAAUGAAGAGGGGUUGGGGGGCUUCCCAAACCCCUCCCUUCUCCCUUGGUCUACCCCAUUUGGCGGUCAACUGUGGGCCUGCCCUGGACCUCAUCUACUCGGCAAGAAUUGGCCUUGGAGCUAGAGGCAGCUGAAUUGGAAUGGAAGUCGAGUUCACAUGGACUGGUCCAGGUCAGCAGCCUUGGCCAGGAAGGACCCACAGCUCUCUGGGUCCUUGAUGGGAAUGUGAUGAUGGAGGAGGAGCUGCCUCCCUGCCCAGGGUCUUCUCGUCACUCUAUUUCUCUUGCUGCCACCCCUCGCCACCAGAGGCCUGGCCCUUUUGUCACCAAUGGCCCCAGAGUGUUUCUGUGUGAAACCUUCUCAUUUACACUGUGGCAUCACAAUCCACAAAGGAUGGAUUAAUUGCACUCUGGUUAACAGCAGCAACACGAUGAUUAAAAUCUAUAUUCCUAUCUUCUCUGGCACCCUCGUGCAGGGUGGGG
This is a messenger RNA of Diceros bicornis minor, 2250 nucleotides long. RefSeq names its product kelch domain containing 8A (gene KLHDC8A). The transcript has 5 exons. The coding region runs from base 309 to 1361 and encodes 350 amino acids. The record is from RefSeq and is a predicted model, not a curated record. Lineage: Eukaryota; Metazoa; Chordata; Mammalia; Perissodactyla; Rhinocerotidae. Gene Ontology annotation, molecular function: protein binding.